CACAAGCGACAGCUUAUCGUAAUUCCAUCUCUGUCCUGCUGACUGGAUUGUUCGAGACGACCUAACGUCGUUCCUGUUCAUUCAUAACGGGAAACGAGAGCUGGAGGAGAGGCUUGUUUUUCCAUUAAAGUUGGCCUAUCCCUAUCCCGCAUUUGCUGUCACGUCUUUUUUUACUGCGAGGAAACGAGUGUUUUUCUGCUCUUCGUGUAUUAACGUCCCACCCGCCUCACACCGAACAGCAACAUUAUUCCCCUCUGCUACCACACGAGGAAACAAAGAAACGCAAUUUUUCUCAUCGCUGCCCUACAUCAAAAUUUUCUUCGGGAUUUUUCGUUCCCAUCGUAACAAUUUGCCUAAAGUACAAAAUUGUAGCUAAAUUAUUUUAAUUAUAAGGAGUAAAAUCGACGCGAUAGCUGGAAAUUUUGACUGAACAAUUUAAGGUGAGCGAGAGGUUUCCGAAUAUUAUAAGACACGCGUGUGUGUAAAAAGCAGAAAAACAAGCCAGAAUCAUGGAGGUUAUCAACGAAAAUCAAAAAGGGGAAAACACGCCUGCUAAAGCAACCGAAGAACGCGGCCAGCCCACUGCAGAACGCACCGAUCUGUCCGGCAUCGAAACCUCCGAAAAGGAUGAAAAGUUGGUAGCUAAUCUGCGCCAGCAGAUUCCGAACAUCGAUAACAUCUUCAGCAUCCACAGGAAAAUUGGUCACGGCACAUUUAGCUCGGUGUUUCUGGGUACGCUGAAGUGUCACGAGCGAUUGCCAGCGGAAAAACGUAAGCUCUUUGCCAUCAAACACCUGGUCCCCACUAGUCACCCGAGUCGCAUCGAACGGGAACUACGUUGUAUGAUGCAGAUCGGUGGAGCUUGCAAUGUAGUCGGUGUUGAUUUGUGCCUCCGACGUCAGGAAUCGGUGGCAUUUGUGAUGCCGUUUAUUGCUCAUGACCAGUUUCAUGUGUACUAUGACAAAAUGAGUCCGGCAGAGACUCAGGUUUACUUGAAAAAUCUGUUGAUCGCCUUGAAACGGGUUCAUGAAUUUAAUGUUAUCCAUCGGGAUGUUAAACCAAGCAACUUCCUGUACAAUCGUAAGCAGCAGACAUUUCUGCUGGUGGAUUUCGGUUUGGCACAGGAAAUAAGCAAUAGCCGGGUUACUCGGGAAGUUGGAGCCGGGGCAACAGAGGAUAAGACUGGGAAAAGACGCCUUUCGGGUGUUACGGCUGAAGAAGAAAAUAAGCGCAGUUCUGAUGCUAUAGUGCAGCAACAGAAGAAGGUAAAACUACACGAUGACAACAUGGAAAAUAGUACAACUCAUACCGGCGGUGCCGAACAGGAGGAAACCGCCUCACAGCAGGCACAGCCGGUGUUCAAAACACCACUGAAACAAUCUAAUCAAAUCAUCUCCCCGAUGAAACUCUCGAAUAUCACGAAAGAUCUGUACAGUUCACCGUUGGUGCGCCAAAUCAAGUCAACUGUGCUGGGCAUUAGCAGCAACAUGAAGGCAGCACAGCGUCAACAGCAAAGCAGAACUAGUAAUCUAUCUGCGGUUGCACCAAUCCCUCCGAAAACGGCCAACGGUGGCUCAAGGACUCAACAAUACAAUACAUCUUCAUCGGUUAGUUCUGCAGCCAAACUGGAUGCUUUAUGCAAGUGCUUUGGAAAAAGCCAGGUUUGUAACAUCUGUUUGGUGAAGAAAGAGAUGCAAGCAUCACGCGCUGGAACUCCAGGCUACCGUCCGCCAGAGGUCCUAUUGAAGUAUCCCGACCAAACCACCGUUGUUGACAUUUGGGCCGCUGGUGUGAUGUUUAUAAGCAUUCUAUCGCGGUGCUAUCCUUUCUUCCAGAACUCGGACGAUUUUCACUCUCUAGCCGAGAUUGUCACAAUUUUCGGAGAUCAGCGCAUCAAAAAGACUGCUAACAUACUGGGACGUCAUGUUAAGACUGCCCAACGGAAGCAACCGUUGGAUCUGCGGAAACUCUGCUUGCGUCUGCGUUUCCGCUUUCGACGUCUCCGUGCUCGCCAACAACAACAGCAGCAAAUGCAUGAGGAAGAAGCUGCCACCACCUUUGCCAACAGCUGUGACAACUGUCAGCAGCGUUUGGCUGAGUGUCUCUGCGAGCAUUCCGAAGCCAAUAGGGAUUUUUCGGAAGAUGAGUACUCCGACAGUGCCUACGAGCUGCUGUACAAACUGUUGGAAAUCAAUCCGCACAACCGUAUCUCUGCUGAAGAAGCCCUAAAGCACCCAUUCUUCCAGGAAACCUUCUAAAAGGCUCGAGAGUGGAAGAGACAAAAAAAAGUAUUAAAUUUUAUAAAAAAGCGAUCUCCGAAAGAAGCGAGAACAACAAAUGCCAACAUUCUUUGCGAAUAAAUUCUAAUUUAGAGGAAACAAAAAAAAAUUAAUGUCGUAGGUCAAAUUAGUAGAACAGAAUGUUUCUUAUAAAGAUCUUAGAACAAUGCACUUGUUCUUGUAGAAUGAGACUAAAUUCAAUGUGGGUGUGUAAUUUGUUUAAUUUAUUUAAAUUGAUUCUAAACUAUUUAUUAUAAAAAAAAGGCAACCUGAAUGUGUACUCUGUGAAGAAGAAAACAAAAUGCGUCAAACUUUUAUAAAAUUGAGAUGGCGAGGACUGAAAAUUAACAACGCUCUAGGAAUAUAACCUGACGCGGAAGAAAUUAGCUUCUAAGCUAAAUUUAACACAAGAGGCAAUAAAUGUAACGAACAGAAAAAUAA
Ochlerotatus camptorhynchus is the source of this 2720-nucleotide messenger RNA. It is a transcript of the gene Cdc7, whose product is annotated as Cdc7 kinase. The transcript has 2 exons. Gene Ontology annotation, cellular component: nucleus. Bases 510 to 2258 code for a protein of 582 amino acids. Lineage: Eukaryota; Metazoa; Arthropoda; Insecta; Diptera; Culicidae. The record is from RefSeq and is a predicted model, not a curated record. Gene Ontology annotation, molecular function: protein serine/threonine kinase activity; ATP binding. Gene Ontology annotation, biological process: mitotic DNA damage checkpoint signaling; protein phosphorylation.